AUGAUACUUCAUGCUGCUUCUGUAUGUGGUUCUUGUCCGAUUCCCCAGUGCUGCCUGUUUGAGGAUGACCUUUGCAAAUCUUUUGAAAUUUGUGUAAAUGAUGGACUAUUUGGGAGAUGUCAGCGAGUGCCAGUAUUAGAUAUCUAUAGAUAUGACAUUUCACCCCCUGUUCUUCAGCGCCUAAGGAUCAUCCUGGAGAAGCUCUCACAGAGAGGUUUUACCUGGCAAGAUGAUUAUACUCAGCAUGUUAUUGGUCAGGAACUCUCAACCAUUCACAAAAUCCAAAACAGACGCCCUGAUAUAUUUGCAUCUGAAGGAUCUGACACAGGAAGAACUUUGGGACAGAAUGCAGAUAAUGAAAGAAAUUACAAUCUGGAAAAUGAUGUGAACUUGGCCAAGUCUCUUCAGCAAUAUCUUAAAUAUCUUGGUAUUCUCUCCCAGUCUGCAGCUACAAAUUUGUAUCCAAGGAAGACGAAUGACAAAGCUUCUGUCAAGAGCUACAUCUAUAAUGAUCCUAUCAGGUACUACAUAAUGCAAAAACCCAAAGAAAGAGCAACUCCUUUGUCCCAUGCAUCAACAUCCCAUCAACAGCAUGCUGACAAUCUCCGUGGGAGGGCCUCCAACCCACAUCAGCCAGACAAGUUCUCGCCAGACUCAGAAAUGGAGCUUGACCAGAAAACACUAAUGGCUGCGCUGCACACAUACAUCACUCAAAACUUGUCAGCACAAAGCAAUGAUAAAAGCUCUCACAGCAGGACUAAAGGCUCUCAGAUAUAUGCUGAUAAAUUCUACUCUUCGCAAGUCAGUCCUUUUGAUGGAACUUUUGGCAAAGGAAAAGCAGAGGAUCUUAAAAUGAAGAAACUGAUUCAGCCAAGACCUGUAUCUGGAGUGCUGGGGCCAAGCCCUGAGAUGCUGAAUCAUAAAUCUGCUUCCAUGGACGAUCCAAAGGACCCUUUGAGUGUAGUGGAUGAGACACUUAUUAAAGAUGUCUUGAAGGACCUAGAGAAACACCAAGUAAAUGUGGAGAAUCUCAGCUCAACAGAACUGGAUGAGAUUGCUGAUACUAUUGCUAAUGCAAUUCAAACUGUUGGCAUUCAGGAAGAAAGAGAAGAGGGUGCUGGAAAAACUAAAGAAGACAAAACAGAAGCACAAAUGAAGACAGGAGAUGCUCAAAGAAGGGCAGAGGUUCAGACUGGAUUAGUGGAAAACACUGUUAAUAUACCAGACAAUGGAGUGCAUGAAGCCACUGCAAGAACUGAUAAAGAGAAUACUUCGAGACUAGUUAACUUCUUGAAUGAGAAUGCAUUACCUGAAAAUAUACCUGAAGACCUUACACCUGAAAAAUCUACUAAGACAGAAACCAAGAAAUCUGAAGACACUGGCUCUUCUUCCUCAGAAGAAAUAAAUGCUGGUGUGGAAGAUGUUAAGAGCGAGACUUUCACAAGGGAACUGACGGCCGUAAAGAACAGUGAAUCUGACUCCAGAGACCCGAAUGAAACCCGCUACUGGAUUAAGGAUGCUUUAAGGCAGGAUGGAAACUACCAUGAAAAGCCUCAGAAUAAUAUGGGACAAGGCUUACAACUUGAAGUGAAGUCUUCCGAGGAGAAAGAAUACGGCUACAUUGUAACUGUGAAAGACCCCCUGAGUGUGGAAAAGGGCUUGGAGUUAAUAAAGGAAGUGGCAGAUCUCCUGAAGCUGCAGAUGAGUGCCUUCGAUGAUGUCAAUGUGCUGGGACCAGCUGUGACCUUCAGAGUGCGCUCAAAUCUCGAAAACAUUUCAACCGCAGAUGUUGCCAAAGCAGCAGCCGUGAACAAAGACAAGCUUGAAAAAACAACUGGACUGAAAAUUCUGCAGACUGGUGUGGGGGAGAAAAACAACGUCCCGCCGCUCCCGCAGCGCAGGGAAGAGGCAGAGUCCGCCAAAUUCCUUCUUCUCACGCUCCUCUCCCUCGCCUGCAUCGCCGGGGUCCUGGCGGCCUCGGGGAUCGCCUACUGCCUCCGGCACCGCGCCCACCGCCGGCUGAAGGAGAAACUCUCGGCCCUCGGGGGCGACGCCGGCUCUGACGCCACCGCUGCUUACCAGGAGCUAUGUCGUCAGCGCAUGGCAGUGAAAGCAUCUGAUCGCCCGGAGCCCCUGCAUUCUUCUCGAAUAAAUAGCGUUUCUUCACAAUUUAGUGAUGGGCCCAUUCCCAGCCCCUCGGCCCGGAGCAGCACAUCAUCCUGGUGUGAGGAGCCGGUCCAGUCCAACAUGGACAUCUCCACCGGUCACAUGAUCUUGUCCUACAUGGAAGAUCAUCUGAAAAACAAGAAUCGUCUGGAGAAAGAGUGGGAAGCUCUGUGUGCUUAUCAGGCUGAACCCAAUGCCACCACUGUUGCAGAGCAGGAGGAAAAUAUCCAGAAGAAUCGCUCACGGGCUGUAGUACCAUAUGAUCAUUCCAGGAUAUGCCUGAAAGGUGAAAGUAGCCACGACAAUUCAGACUACAUCAAUGCUAGCCCAAUUAUGGACCAUGACCCCCGAAACCCUGCAUAUGUUGCCACCCAGGGCCCUCUUCCUGCUACUGUCGCUGACUUCUGGCAGAUGGUCUGGGAGAACGGCUGUGUCGUUAUUGUCAUGCUGACACCCCUCGUGGAAAACGGAGUCAAACAGUGCUACCACUAUUGGCCAGACGAAGGGUCAAACCUCUACCACAUCUAUGAGGUAAACCUUGUCUCUGAGCACAUCUGGUGCGAGGAUUUCCUCGUGAGGAGCUUCUACCUGAAGAACCUGCAGACAAAUGAGACACGCACAGUGACACAGUUCCACUUCCUCAGCUGGAAUGAUCAGAGGGUUCCUGCUUCCACAAGAUCACUUCUGGAUUUCCGCAGAAAAGUAAACAAGUGCUACAGGGGUCGCUCUUGUCCAGUAGUUGUUCAUUGCAGUGAUGGUGCGGGAAGAAGUGGAACCUACAUUCUAAUUGACAUGGUUCUCAAUAAAAUGGCCAAAGGUGCUAAAGAGAUUGAUAUUGCUGCUACCCUGGAGCACUUGAGGGACCAGAGACCAGGCAUGGUCCAGACAAAGGAGCAGUUUGAGUUUGCUUUGACAGCAGUUGCAGAGGAAGUGAAUGCAAUACUCAAGGCACUUCCCCACUUUGUGCCAUGAACGGAAGAAAAUCUGAACUAUGAGUAAAUAGGUUGCACAGUUGUUUCAACUCGGGAGAACAAGUUGGUCACACUAACGGGAAACCGGGGAAUAAUGAGCACAACUCUAGCCGUGUACCCACCACUGACAGCACACAAAAAGAGAGUGUAGACUUACCUCAGGUGAUGAGGAAAGGCCCUGUCAGCAGUCAGGUAAAUGUCUGGAGCUGUUAUGAAAACAAAUGGUUGAUUUUAUGGGAUUACUGAGGAAGAAAACGGGACUCUCGUCUUUAUAUUUUUGCAUAUUCCUCUGUAAAACUGUGCUGUGCCAUCCUUUUUAGCCAGGAAAAUAUAUUUCUCUGAAACCCCGGCUGAAGGAGAAAUCUGCAAUCUGCAUUUUAUGAUUCUCAUCAAGUUUGUCUGAUCCAGACGUUUGUUGCACCUUUCUGCUGAGGCUCUGCUUGCUCUUUGUUCUCAAUUAUACCUGUUUUAAUUAACCAUUAAGGGAUAAAGAAGCACACAGGUUGAAUUUCAGACAUUCUUGUGUUCUCAAAAUCCUAAUGCCUACUGUUGCAAAGUAAUGCUAAAAUAUGUCUGUAAAUGGUUUGGUUAUGCAAUCUUGCUUAUGUGAACUCACAGGUAUAGUUUUGGUACUCUUCUGAAGGAAUUUACAUUCUUGAUAGAAAGUACCCUGGUACGUUUAAGUGAAGAGCCUGAGAGUAAAAUUAUCAAAGGUACUUAAGUGAUCUAGGCUCUUAAUUUCAUUUUGAAAAAUGAAUACUUGGAUGCUUUUUCAUAUGUUAUCCUACAUCUCUGUGAUUUAAGAAUCUGGGGUGCUUUUUUUCUAAAAUCUUAAGAGUGUUGUGUGCUUGAAACCAUAUUAGGCUAACCGUUUGACUUUAGCACUGAAAAUAUAUCAUUGAAUUUCAUUCGGGAAGGGGAAGCUUUUAUAAACUUCUGAUCAGUGAAAUGUUAAAGAUAACAAUAUCACAGAGUUUUGCUGGCACGAGGUAAUAGGCAUCUAUCAAAAUCAACCAUUUUGUGUUGUAGGUGUGGAUAUUGGUGAUUUUUUCUUUUUAGCAAUUAAAAAGUUAUUAAAAAAAAAAUAAAAGCAGAAGGCUUGUUACUUUUUGCCAUGUGUUUUUUUAUGCCUUACUUGGUAUGUGCUGUUGCUUAAUUUGUGCAUUCCAUUACAAUAACAGUACAAAGCAGUUACUGCAGAUGCCAUCAUCCUCUUAAGUACACAUACUGUACAUUAAGCCACAUGUUUAUUUUAUGGCCUAAGCAUUUUAGAGCUUUCCUAGCAAUAACUAAAAAAACUAAUGGAGUAUAAAUGAGAAAAUUGCCUUUUUCAUUUGAUAAUUUAGGUUUAACAGGAUUCUUUUAUUACUUUAGCUAACAUAAAAUUGCAGAUCAGGGCAGAUGAGAUCAGUUUGAGCAGUAUCAGCAAGCGUGUGAAGUAGAUUUACUAUAAGCCAUGUACUGCAGCUUUCUGAAAAUACAGGUAGUUAUAUCCAAACAAACUGUCCAAAGAAUCAAAAUUAGAGCAUCCUAAGCCAACCUCUCCGAUUAUGGGGUGAAAUUAGUGCAAGAUGCCAUGCCAUUACCUACUGCCAAUGGUCUAAUGGGUUUUUAGCACAGAUUUCUGCCCUGGGAUUCAUUAGCGUUUGCCUUCUGACUGUCCCUGUGCACACCACAAACAUGGCUGACAAGCCUUUCGUUUGCACUUCAGGAAUAUUUUUUAAUUGUUCUUUUGCAAAUAUUUGCAUUUCAUAAUAGCAAUUUCAGGGUGAUCCCUAUUAAUUCACAAGCAGCUGUGUGUCGGACUUGAAUAUUGCUCUUCAUGCUUCGGAGUUUAUUUAGCAUAGAUUAGAGGGCAUUAAUCUUCCCCAAGGCUAAUGGGGCAGGGAUGUAUUGUUUUAUUCAUACUUGUAGACCAGUUUACACAACAGAAAGAUGCAGUCUUACUCAGAGGGUUAGAGUAUCUCCCACUGAAUGUCAUUGACAAUCCUGUUAGUUCAGCCAUGUUUUGUACAGUUCUUCCACAAAGAGGUGCCAGGUUUAUUCUGUUAACCAUAAACUAUCACACAGAGUAUUUCCUCUGUGUAUAGCAUAUUGUUCACACCUCUCAAUAAAUGCUCUGCUUCUGGGGGUGAUAAUCUGCUGCAGGGUCUGUUAGUGAAAUGCAGGUUUCAGUUGCACUGGGGCGAUCCGGAGGGGUUUUGACAGUCCAUUUCUUGGGAAGAUGCCAAAGCCAUGGAUGAAGCCACAGAGGUGGAUUUCUCAUGUAGGGCAGAUAUUUCUUUACCCUUUUCACUGCAGUUAACUUAAUCCUUGCGAUUUGGCGAAAGAUGUUAUUCAGGCCACCCCUGGUCACUUGGCUGGACAUGGGACCUGCCCUGAGUUCACUGGCAGGUUGUGUUGAGCUUCUUCCUGGAAGCCAGGAUCACCUGAGAGCCCAGGGACAAAUAAGACCUGCCGUCCUUCCCUGUUCAAUAUUCUGCUUGAUCUUUAGUGAACUCAUUGUAAUUGAAGCUUGGGCUGGUGCCUGACAUAUAGCCAUAAGCAGCAAUUGUUUAAUAUUGACCAUCCUUGCGUUCUUGAUAAAGACAAAUUGAAUCUACAGGUGCUGUUUGGGUGGUUAAAUCUUUAAAUUACAUUUAAGGGGGGGAGCUGCAGGAGGGCAAUUUAACCCCAGUGCUCACAGUUUUCUUCCUUGCUGGUCAAAGCCUGCAGCAGGGGGAGAAAACUCUGUUUUCCCACAGGCAUGGCAGCGAGCACGGCUGCUAUCCCUGAGCAAGGCCAUGGCCUGACCAGACUCCAUGCUUACAUAGUCACAGUGUGUGCAGAUAUGAGGGAUGGAGAGGUGGUUGUCACCAGCGUUGAUAGUUCAUAGAGCACAGUUGCUCUCUCCAGGCUUCGCCCUUCGCACAACAAGGGCCAGAAUUUAGAGGGAUGGAAGGGCAGGACAGCACUGUUCCCCAAAGCCCAGAUCCUUGAGGUUCAGCCCUCGCCACAGAGAAAACAAUGUGGGCUGUUGGCUUCACGUGUUUCAGGUGUGAGCUCUAACCAUUGCUCUUGACCACCAUCUGUGGGACCCAGUGCAGCCCAGGUAACAUCCAGUAGAAGUCCUUGGCCAUUGCGAAGACCAAGAAUGAAUUUCAGCAGAAAAUCCCAUAUCCAAAUCUCAAUCUAGUAGCAAAGCAAGCAAGAUUAUUUUUAUAGAUUUAAACAUUUGAAACUUUAACAUUUAAAACAUUUAAACUAAACAUUUAAAACACUUUUUAAAAUAUUUUUAAAAUCUACACCAGUGUCUAAACCUUGUUUCUGUCUCUAGCAUGCAUGCAGAACCAAUCUCCAUCCAUCCCCAGGGGAAUGACAGCUAUAGUACCUGUAAGGAGUUCAUGCUUUAUUAGUCAAGUGGAACAUUAAUAAAACCCAGCCCACUUCAUAAUUUCCAGAAUAGUCAUUAAUUAAAAAAACUGUUUAUUGGAAUGGAAAACAAGUAUUUUAUUAGCUUUGUUACAGAACAAUAGCUCUCCUAAUUUUUAUUCUGCAUAUUUUAUUCUUUCUUUAGAAAAUUCUCUUAAGAAGCAGUUGAGAUAAUUCGCUUUUUAAAACUGUACAGUUUCUAUGGUUUUGCUUUUUAAAUGACAGUACACUUUGUAGAUUUGAUUAUUAUAUUUUUCUGUUGAGAUUACAUUGGGCAUUACAAAAGCAUUCCCCACCACAGUGAAAAGAAAGCUAUCCUGUUGGUUUAUUGUAAAAGAAAAAAAAUAAUUAAAACAAAAUUGCAGAGCUGUGGCAUACUCAAUCCAAUUAGAGCAUGACUCUCUACUACUCUCCAUUUACCACAUUAGAAAUAAAGUUACACCAGCAAGAUUUCAUUUGAAGCUGUUCUUGCAUGCUGUUUGUACUGUAUUUGAUGGCAUAAUAUUGUUUUGUUUACAACCUUUUCUUUCUUGUCAUUCUAUUAUAUUCUUUAUAUGUAUAUAGUUUAAAAAAAAAGGAAAAAAAAGAUUAUACAAAGUAUUUUGUUCUACCUCUGUACAAAUCAUAUUUGUGAAUAAAGUCACACUGUCUGUGGAGUAUGGAAUUGUGAAUACAGCA
Molecule: messenger RNA, 7226 nt
Organism: Strigops habroptila (Kakapo)
Lineage: Eukaryota; Metazoa; Chordata; Aves; Psittaciformes; Psittacidae
Gene: PTPRN2
Product: protein tyrosine phosphatase receptor type N2
Exons: 24
Coding region: 1-3138 (1045 amino acids)
Biological process (GO): protein dephosphorylation
Cellular component (GO): secretory granule
Molecular function (GO): protein tyrosine phosphatase activity
Source: RefSeq, a predicted model, not a curated record